This is a messenger RNA of Megalopta genalis, 3980 nucleotides long. RefSeq lists its product as uncharacterized. Gene Ontology annotation, biological process: intracellular transport. Gene Ontology annotation, molecular function: Hsp70 protein binding. The record is from RefSeq and is a predicted model, not a curated record. NCBI's taxonomy places the organism in Eukaryota, Metazoa, Arthropoda, Insecta, Hymenoptera, Halictidae.
CGCGUCUGUGGUCGUUGUUCAGAAUUCGAAACUUAUUAUCGAUCUGCUCGUGUCCACCGAAAUUAUUUGAAACCGUGGCCGAAACGGGGAUAUACGAAGUUCUCGCCGAGAAACGUCCGUUACGGCUUCGAACGUGCGACGCGUUUAAAAUCAAAUUUACUCGAUCAAUAAAGGUGCGCUGCGAAACGGUGCUCUAGAAAAAUCGAAACGGCCAACGGCCAUCUUGAAUCACGCGAGCUUUGUUUGCGCCAACUUCACGCGACAGUCGCAUUUCUCUACUUUUUCGCGAGAUUGUCGCUUCUCGUCUGCACUGUGUCUGUUCUGGAUCCGUAACGAAAACAACGGUUCGCUUUUCCCGUGGAAAAUUCGUCGCCGAGUGUGAUUGGAGUGGACGUAGCAGGAGCCACUUCUCGGUGGUUGUCUAAGCUCUGACAUCCCGGGCACGAGCAUACUUGAACGAUGGUGGACUACUACAAGAUACUCGAGGUGCAACGGACCGCCUCCAGCGGUGAUAUCAGGAAAGCGUACAGGAAAUUGGCCCUGAAAUGGCACCCAGACAAGAAUCCAGAGAACCUGGAAGAAGCGAACAAAAAAUUCAAGGAAAUCUCACAAGCGUACGAAGUGCUCAUUGAUGAUGCGAAGAGACGAACCUACGACCAACGAUUGUAUCAGAAGGCGUCGUCGAGGCCCGGUCGUGGAUUCACCAGCCGGAGUUACUUUGACUCUGCUUUCCAGCGAUUUUUCGAAAAGAAAAGACGAGUAUAUGACCAAUAUGGAAAGGAAGGUCUUCAAAUGCCGGGUGGCAAGAGGCGGCACGAAGACGAGUUCGACACACACUUCACCAAUACGUUCGUCUUCAGGGAUCCUGAGGAUGUGUUUAGAGAAUUCUUCGGCAGUACUGUUUUCUCAGAUUUGUACAAGAUGAGUGUCUUCAACGGAGGCUUCCACAGGCAUAGCCACCCGAGCAGUAACAGCAUAAGUACAUCCUUGUUCACUACAUUCGGCCCCGGUUUUUUACCAUACAACGUUUUCGAAGGUGCGUCAGGACCGAUCAAAUACACGUCAUUCGAUACGUUCACUAACUUUGACACAUCCCGUGCCGGGAGUGGCGGCGGCGGCGGCGGCGGCGGCGCUGUCAAGAGGACAAGCACAUCAACUAGAUUCAUCAAUGGCAAAAAGAUUACCACGCAAAAGGUUUACGAGAACGGGAAGGAGACGAUAAUGUCCUUCGAAAACGAUGUGCUGAAGUCGAAGACGGUGAACGGCGUGCCAGAGUCAAUAACGUUCGACGGAGCAUCGACAAGUCGCCAGCUAUCCGACAACGCCAGCGACACCGCGAUGGCUGGCCAGAACUCGAGAACAGUCCACGGUGAUCAUCUGAAGGCUAGCAGAAUAAAGACGCAUCAUCAUCCACCUCUCACUAAGAAGCACACAGACAAGAAGAGCAACGAAGAAACGAGCAGACCGGCUUAUAUUUUAAAAGUAGACCCGCCCCAGGAAUCGUCGGUGGACCCGUCUAAACACGCUACCACUGUUUCAGACAAAAUGGAGAGUCCACCAUCCGAUAAUAACACAGAAGCAUCUUCAUCGAGUUCUAACAAGUCUCCCAGUAAACCACAUUAUCCGAUAUUGGCGGCAUCAAAAUUUGGCAAUCAAUUUGGGAACAAUGACUUUACCAAAUCGUUAGCUAACAAGAGAAGAUCGUCUAUACUGAGGCCUUCGCAGUUGGGAGCUGUGACGACUAGCCCGCAACCACUUAGCAAAACGUUUCUACAGCCAGCAAAGUUUCAGAAUCCGUUUGCUAAAGUAACGGAUGAUCCCGUUGAGGAGAAGAACGAAACCUCGCAUGAGAAUAACAAAAUCGAGGAAUCAGAAAAGGACAAAGAGAAGGAGAAAGAGGUAGAAAAAGAGAAAGAAAAUGAAAAAGAGAAAGAAGAAGAAGAAGAAAAAGUAGAAAAAGAGAAAGAAACAAAGUCCGAGGAGAAAACAUCGGAAGAGGCACAGUGCAGGUUCCUGCCACUCGGUGCGGGUACGAAGGAUAACGAAAGUAACAGUGUAGAUAAUUCGGUAGCGCCCAGUACUUCAGAACCCAGCUUCGUAUUCGGUCAGAACCUGAAGGAACGAGUGAUGGUAGCGAAUGAUACAGAGGUCUCGGAGAACGCGUACGACAAAGAUAAGAAAGAGGAAAGUACGAACGAGAACGGUUCCUCGGAACUGUUGUUCUCCAACGCUCCUGUCGCGUGUCGUCCUACGACCAGACCAGGUCUGACCUUGACGCAAGCGGCGCAGGAACUCGAAGAAGCGAACCGUGCGAACAAGAGGAAGUACAAUGAAGUGACACCGUUGACCGGUGAGGAAGGAGAGACGAACGUGUUGCAGAUAAAUUGCAAAUUGUUUGCCUUCGACAAAGCCAGCGGCAGUUGGCAGGAAAGAGGAAGAGGCACCUUGAGACUGAACGACCGGGACGAUGAAGAGUCCCGUUUGGUGGGCCGCACAGCCGGCACACAAAGAUUAAUCUUAAACACGAAAGUAUGGCCCGGCAUGACGGCGGAAAGGGCAGCACCAAAGUCGCUCAGAUUAACGGCGAUGGACGUCCACGGUGCUAUCCGAAUCUUUAUCGUCCAGGCAGCUCCCAAGGAGAUCGAGCAACUGCACAAUCUUCUGCAGCAGCGGCUGAAACGCGCCCAGGAACGUCAACCGAAGAAGAUGGCGACCGAUCACUGACAAUCGUUUAAUCGACGCUGUGAGAUGUUUCAGUUUGGUUCCGGUACGCUCUGGUACUCGGAGGUCCGCGCAAGAGUCGAAUGAGAGAAGAACGUUUCAGAUAUCAGGCCCUAUCUAUAAUAGUACACACGUGCGCAAUAGAAUGGCUAUGAUUUGUGCCUUCCCUUGGAAGAUUUUAGAUCUCGAUCUCGAUCCCGUGGCACGCGCCUGGUCCUAGACCAGACAGGAAGUUGAUCAACAUGCGACAACAAAAUCGUAGAUCUCCUCUGUCUCCUGUUCACGCAGACUACAUUGAACAAUUAAUGGUCGUUUCAUAGUUUUCGCGGUCACGGAAUGCCUCUUCUGAUCAUUCCCAAUUUCUUUCACGAGUGGAAUUUUUUUUUCUUAAAUGCGUUGGCGUACACACACAUACACAAACAUACACAAAACACUGCGCGUGAGUCAUUUAGAUAGACAGUUUUUGAUAAUAGUUAUAAUAUACAUAGUUAAUACGGAAGAGUAUCAUGGAAGAAACGAAGAGAGAAAUUAUUAGAAAAGGAACCGAGAGACAGCAACGAUGCAACAGCGUGUCAUACUUUUAAUUACAGAUUCCUCUGCAAGGUUUGUCAUAAACCUUUAUCAUAGCGUUACCUUUUGUUUCAUUAUAGAUUUACGUUUCCGGUCGGCUAUAGUAAUUAAAACUGUACGUACGAACGAAUACCGUCUUAAGUUCAUCUUUAUUUAGACGCGUAGUUCUGCCGUGAGCAAUCAAGACAUUACGAAAAAAUCGCACACGCUCACCGAGAAAACGAUUUUGUUGCACAUCGCAUACACACGUACACAAACAUAUACAUAUAUAUACGCCGCGAAUCUUCAACAUUCUUGCGAGCACAAAAAAAAGCGAGGAAACAUCGACGCGUGUACGAGUGUCGAAUCCCUGUAACUAAUUGUACUUUAAUUUGUAAAUAGCGCCAGGCAAGACCGUGUGAAGUUGUAUGGCUGUGUUCAAGGCGGCUCCUCUCUAACAUUUUGCUUAGCAAUAUAUUUAUCAAUCAUGUUUCGGCCAGGUAACGAGUAUACCAGGCCGAGAGCGUUAUCGUCAUGAUUGUUUUGCGUGACGCGCCGGUAACGAACUAUGGGAAUUACUUAACGCGCUAAUCACCGAUACGAUCCACGAGUAACUACGUUUCUCUGUAUUUGCUGCAUACAGAAACAAAAUUCACUGUACACAUCGUUAAUUACAUUAACUAAAUACAAACGUUUGCAUAAAAAGUCGA